AUGAAGAUGUGCGUUCUCUCGAUCGUCCUACUUUUAGGUAACACUGUCAUUCUCCGAGCUUCCGUUACUAGGCCGGUUCCCUCGGAUGGUGAUGGUCCUGCGUCUCAGGUGUGUCAGCAGUGCUGCCAGGGACCUGCUGCAAUACCCGGCAUACCAGGUCUGCCUGGGCCGGUGGGACAGAUGGGUCCCUAUGGGCUUCCGGGGUCGAAGGGCGUUGCAGGUCAGCAAGGUCAGAAGGGUGAGAUUGGUCAGAUUGGCCCUGUGGGUGAUCGGGGAGCACCUGGGAACACUGGGUCUAACGGUGAUGAUGGGAUUGGCCUGCCUGGCAAGAUAGGUCCGAGAGGACCCCCGGGUUUAGUUGGAACAACCGGGGACACUGGUGUCAAAGGUCAGAAGGGUGAGCCAGGGGUGACGCGCGUACGAGGCGACUCCAACCAGCGGGUAGCAUUCACCGUGGUGAGGACGAGCAACUCGGAUACCUCUACGAGUCACUACACCCGUUUGCCCUUCCAGGAGACCUUGACGCUUCUGCCGGGUACCAGCUUCGAUCUCGAGUCUGCCACAUUUACAUGUAGUGUGCCGGGCACCUACGUGUUCUUGUUUUCGGUGUUGAAAACUUCUUCCUGCGCCCACUUGGACGUUCAUCUUAAAAAGAAUGACGACUGGGUUGUCUCCGGUGCUAGCAGUGAUUCAAGUAGCGCUGAGCAGGUGUCUGGAAGCGCGGUUUUGGUUCUGCAGCGAGGAGACACGGUGUAUCUGACCAUGAAUGGUCAGGCGUGGAGUAAUUCCAGACACUACACCUCACUCAGUGGCUUCCUACUUUACCCCGAAUAA
Messenger RNA from Patiria miniata (bat star), 834 nucleotides. Its product is annotated as complement C1q subcomponent subunit B-like. The transcript has a single exon. The record is from RefSeq and is a predicted model, not a curated record. NCBI's taxonomy places the organism in Eukaryota, Metazoa, Echinodermata, Asteroidea, Valvatida, Asterinidae. Gene Ontology annotation, molecular function: protein binding. Bases 1 to 834 code for a protein of 277 amino acids.